This is a messenger RNA of Trichosurus vulpecula (common brushtail), 1282 nucleotides long. RefSeq names its product EGF like domain multiple 8 (gene EGFL8). Lineage: Eukaryota; Metazoa; Chordata; Mammalia; Diprotodontia; Phalangeridae. The record is from RefSeq and is a predicted model, not a curated record. Gene Ontology annotation, cellular component: cell surface; extracellular region. Gene Ontology annotation, biological process: anatomical structure development. The transcript has 9 exons. Gene Ontology annotation, molecular function: calcium ion binding; signaling receptor binding. Bases 1 to 939 code for a protein of 312 amino acids.
AUGAGGCCUGUCUCAGGAUAUCAGCUGGUGACCCCUGAUGUACAAGUGAUCAUGGGGUCCAGGGUCCAGGUUUUGCUGUGCUCUCUGCUAGCAGGAUUCUCAGUCCUGCUCUUUUUGGGGGGGCAGAGGGCGAGUGGGGAUCUUCCAUACAGUAAGGGAGUCUGCUCCAGGCAGACCCUGGUGGUUCCCCUUCGGUACAACGAAUCCUACAGCCAGCCAAUAUACAAACCCUAUCUGACACUGUGCGCAGGUCGACGUGUCUGCAGCACCUACAGGACCACCUACCGAGUGGCGUGGCGGGAGGUUCGGAGGGAGGUGCAGCAGAUUCAUGCCAUAUGUUGUCAGGGCUGGAGGAAGAAGCACCCAGGGGCACUGACCUGCGAAGAAGCCAUCUGUCCCAAACCCUGUCAGAAUGGAGGAAUCUGUGUCCAGCCUGACCAGUGCGAAUGCACCCCGGGCUGGGGAGGGAAACACUGUCACGUGGAUGUAGACGAAUGCAGGACUGGCAUCAUUCUUUGCUCUCAUGGCUGUUCCAACACCCUGGGAAGCUUUGCCUGCGGUUGCCCAAAAGGUCUAGCCCUAGGGACUGACGGAAGGACUUGCAAGGAGGUCCCCCCUGAGCCACUUCCCAGUCCCAGUAUCCUUAGCUUGACAGUUCGGGAGGCGGAGAAAGAGGAGCAUUCCUUGAGGCAGGAGGUUCGAGAAUUACGUGUUCGGCUGGAGGUCUUGGAGCAGUGGGCAGGACAGGUGAGUGCCUGGGUUCGAGCUGUGCUGCCCGUGUCUCCCGAAACGAUCCGGCCGGAGCAAGUGGCUGAGCUGUGGGGGAGGGGAGACCGGAUCGACUCGCUUAGCGAUCAGGUGCUGCUUUUGGAGGAGAAGCUGGGCGCCUGUUCUUGUGAGGACAACAGCCUAGGCCCAGGUCUCAAUCGCCGCAGAUAAGGGUCCCUUUGGAUAUCAACGCCCUCUUAUUUCCAACGCCUUAUCCCUCCCCACCCCCAAACCGGUAAUUUAUAGUGAAAUCCACUGAUGCGAAGGGGACUAGAUGUUGGGAUCGUCAGGAUGAGAAAGUGACUGGAGUUCUGAAGAAAUGAAAACAGUUGACGAGAGGACCGGCAAGAACAUUACUGGUCUGCUGCCUUCCCCUUCCCCCUCUUUGGGCUUAAGAUUGUUUGGACCCCCACUGAGAUCCCUUUCCGCAAACAAGGUACACACACACAAUCGCAAUCCUUCCAUCUCUCUUUAUUCUCCCUAUCUCGCUGUUAAUCCAGAUAAUAAAAACCAU